Messenger RNA from Suncus etruscus (white-toothed pygmy shrew), 1448 nucleotides. It is a transcript of the gene RBMS2, whose product is annotated as RNA binding motif single stranded interacting protein 2. Bases 1 to 1149 code for a protein of 382 amino acids. The transcript has 12 exons. NCBI's taxonomy places the organism in Eukaryota, Metazoa, Chordata, Mammalia, Eulipotyphla, Soricidae. Gene Ontology annotation, cellular component: ribonucleoprotein complex; cytosol; nucleus. Gene Ontology annotation, molecular function: poly(A) binding; mRNA 3'-UTR binding; poly(U) RNA binding. The record is from RefSeq and is a predicted model, not a curated record.
AUGGCGGUGGAACUCGAAGACCACGGACCUCGUGGAAGUGCAGCACGCGGCAGCUUCGUUUUCCUACAGCCACAUGUGUCACUGGCACAGCAGAUGGCACCGCCUAGUCCCAGCAGCAGCAGCACUCCUAACAGCAGUGGGAGCAAAGGAAAUGACCAGCUGAGCAAAACCAACCUCUACAUACGAGGAUUGCAGCCAGAUACUACUGACCAGGACCUUGUCAAGCUGUGUCAGUCAUAUGGCAAGAUUGUCUCCACUAAGGCUAUAUUGGACAAGACCACAAACAAAUGCAAAGGCUAUGGCUUUGUGGACUUCGACAGUCCAUCAGCAGCACAGAAAGCUGUGUCAGCACUGAAAGCCAGUGGUAUACAGGCACAGAUGGCAAAGCAACAAGAGCAGGACCUCACAAACUUAUAUAUAUCAAACCUUCCACUGUCAAUGGAUGAGCAAGAAUUGGAGGAGAUAUUGAAGCCUUUUGGCCAGGUGAUCUCUACUAGAAUCCUUCGUGAUACCAGUGGAACCAGCAGAGGAGUUGGCUUUGCAAGGAUGGAGUCCACAGAAAAGUGUGAAGCUGUCAUCACCCACUUCAAUGGAAAAUUUAUUAAGACACCCCCUGGAAUACCAGCCCCAUCGGAUCCCUUGCUUUGCAAAUUUGCUGACGGUGGUCCAAAGAAGCGACAGAAUCAAGGAAAAUUUGUGCAAAAUGGACGAGCCUGGCCAAGGAGUGGAGACAUGGGUAGUAUGGCCUUUACUUAUGAUCCUGCCGCUGCUCUUCAGAAUGGGUUUUACCCAGCUCGUUAUAACAUCACUGCCGACAGGAUGCUUGCUCAGUCUGCACUCUCCCCGUAUCUCCCAUCUCCUGUGCCUUCGUAUCAGGGUUCAAUUCUGACACCAGGAAUGGAUCACCCGAUUCCUCUCCAGCCUGCCUCCGUGAUGGCACCUCUCACCCAGCAGCUGAGUCACCUGUCCCUCAGCGGCUCCGCCAUGUAUAUGCCAACAGCUGCAUCUGUGCAUGGAGCUUACCUCUCCCAGUACACCCCCGUGCCGCUUUCUGGUGUUUCAGCUGAGGAGCACAGUGCCCAGCAACAUCAAGUCAUUCUGGAUGGCCCCACAGACCUUGGCCUCUAUUCUUUCCAGUUCAACAAGUAACAGUGGUGAGAACCCCAUCCUGAGGUGCAGAGUGUGGUGAGCAGCUGCAGUCAGCCGAGUUAUUCUGGCUACACUCUUACUUCUGAUUUAUGGCCCUUUUGGACACCCCUCCAGCCUCUGUGGACAGAAAAGGACCUUUACCAAUGUGGAUGCUCUGAUUCCAGAGAGCUGACUCAGAACUAAACCAUCUGUGGACUCUGCUAAGGACUGACGCUUCUCAGGCCUAAAUCCAGGAAAAGAAAUCUUGGCUCUGGCCCUCUGCCUCGGAGCCUGGGAGCAGCACACUCUGCUAUCCUGGA